Molecule: messenger RNA, 135 nt
Organism: Dentiscutata heterogama
Lineage: Eukaryota; Fungi; Glomeromycota; Glomeromycetes; Diversisporales; Gigasporaceae
Source: the annotation of a GenBank genome assembly
AUGCCCUCAAAGCUAUUUGAGCUAGAGCCUAGAAGUUUUACCCAUCAUGCAAAGCGAGAUGAAGAAUUUACAGGAAGUGUUACAUCCUUCGAAGUAAGCGUUGGUGCACGUGGUAAUCAAAAAUACGGACAAUGA